AGUAGUAAGAAGAAUAUUAAGAGUUGUUUCAUGGUGAUAUUCUCUGUAAGACGUUUGAUGUCGAUGAUGGAGAAGAAGCUAAGGAGUAGUUCAUCUUCUCCUUCAUUACCAGAGAAGCUUCAAUCUCUUGAAAUCGCCGCGAGGCUUCGUAUCGAUUCUGAUUCUAUUAACAUGGCUUCUACUGAUUUCGGCAAACUCAAUCGAGUGAUUCCUGCUGCUGUUCUGUAUCCAUUGUCUGAGGUUGACAUUGUAAACCUCAUAAGAUCUUCAUAUGCUUCUUCUUCACCUUUUAGUAUUGCAGCGAGGGGUCAUGGUCAUUCAGUUUGUGGACAAGCCAUGGCUCAAGAUGGUGUUGUGGUAGAUAUGAGAUCUUUGAAUGGAUUAAGUGGAAGGAUUAAUCUUAAUCUUUGUGGGUUAGCUUCUUAUGUUGAUGUGGGUGGAGAGCAGCUGUGGAUCGAUGUUUUGAAUGCAACCCUUGAGCAUGGUGUUGCACCCAAAUCAUGGACGGAUUAUUUGUAUCUCACCGUCGGCGGAACCCUCUCUAACGCCGGCAUCAGCGGCCAAUCCUUCCGUCAUGGCCCUCAGAUCACCAACGUUUAUGAGAUGGACGUUGUUACUGGGCGAGGUGAGGUGGUGACCUGCUCUAGAGACCUGAACUCGGAGUUGUUUUAUGGGGUACUGGGAGGAUUUGGUCAGUUUGGGAUCAUCACAAGAGCAAGAAUUGCCCUAGAACCGGCCCCCAGCAGGGUGAAGUGGGUACGUAUGCUCUACCUUGAUUUCUCUGCUUUCACAAAAGACCAAGAGAAUCUGAUAACAUUCAACGGAGGAGAUCAAGCAGGGAAGAAAAAAAAUAAGGGUCUGGAUUACGUCGAAGGCUCUCUAGUUAUGUCUCAGAGUCCUGCAAAUAAUUGGAGAUCUUCGUUCUUCUCCCACACUGACCAUUCCAAGAUUACUUCCUUAGCAACCAAACAUGGUAUCCUUUACUGCUUAGAAGUGGCCAAGUAUUACGACCAUCUCUCUGUCGAUACUGUUGAUAGGGAAUUAGAAAUGUUGCUUAGAGGGUUGAGCUUCAUCCCUGGUUUUAUCUUCGCCAAAGAUGUGUCUUAUAUAGAUUUCCUCGAUAGGGUUCGAAGAGGAGAAUUAGAGCUUCGUUCUAAAGGACUUUCGGACAUUCCUCAUCCAUGGCUUAAUCUCUUCGUCCCUAAAUCUCAAAUCUUGGAUUUCGAUGCUGGUGUUUUUAAGGGUAUCCUUCAACAAAGCCCGAACGCUAGCGGACCUAUCCUUGUCUACCCCAUGAUUAAAAGCAAGUGGGAUGAUAAGAUGUCAGCAGUUACACCAGAUGAAGAUAUCUUCUAUUCUGUUGGACUAUUGAGAUCAAGUAGUCUAAGUGGGAGUGAAGUUCAUGGUUUAGAGUUGGUGAACCAGAACAGAAAGAUAAUGGAGUUUUGUGAAGAGGUUGGUAUUAAGGUGAAGCAAUAUCUUCCCAAUUACAGAACCAGAGAAGAGUGGAUGAAUCACUUUGGACCGAAAUGGGAUUUGUUCAAAGAAAGGAAGAAUAAGUUUGAUCCAUUAGCCAUACUAUCCCCAGGUCAAAGGAUUUUUAAUUUCUAA
Molecule: messenger RNA, 1611 nt
Organism: Telopea speciosissima
Lineage: Eukaryota; Viridiplantae; Streptophyta; Magnoliopsida; Proteales; Proteaceae
Product: cytokinin dehydrogenase 3-like
Exons: 6
Coding region: 31-1611 (526 amino acids)
Biological process (GO): cytokinin metabolic process
Molecular function (GO): cytokinin dehydrogenase activity; FAD binding
Source: RefSeq, a predicted model, not a curated record